AUGACGACUCUAUUGGAGACCCUGCGCCAAACCAGUCAGGUUGGCUGCGACACGAUGGACAUUGAAGUCGCGAAGUCUCUUGGCCCGUUCGUGGAUUGCACAUCAAAUCAGGCAAUUGCUUACUUUGAGCUUUCGAGAGACGGCGGAGAGUUUCACCGCCAACUUUGGAAGGAAGCCGUUAAAUUUGCAACCCGUACUGCAAUGGAAGAUGAUGAUAUCACACGAGAUGAAUUGGUGGUAGAAGUUGCCAUGGUCAAACUACAAUUGGCCUUUCUUCCAUACACGACGGAAUACGUUCAUGUUCAGACAAACCCGAAACUCUCCUUCUCUACAGAAGCAACAGUGAGAAACGCUGAAAGACUCGUCACUAUGUUCAAGGAAUUGGUAGGAGACGAGGAAGAUGAGAACCGAAUAUGCAUCAAGGUGCCUGCUACGUGGGAAGGCCUAGAAGCCUGCCAAAUCCUGCAAGCACGGGGCAUACCAACUCUAGCGACGACAAUGUUUUGCAUGGAGCAAGCGGCGUUGGCGGCAGAGGCCAGGUGCACCUACAUUGCCCCUUACGUGAAUGAGCUGCGAGUCCACUUUGACAAAGAGUUCGUGGACGAGCACAAAGCAUUCAGCUUUUGCGUAGAAGCGCAGAGCUACUAUACCAGAAUAAAUGCAAAAACCCGGAUACUGGCGGCCUCGCUCACGUCUAUCGACGACGUGAUGCGGCUCGCAGGCGUGCAGCAUAUUACCGUCUCGCCGUCACUGCUAAGGGAGCUCGCUACAACGCCGGCUGAUGGGUGGAAGAGUUCCGCUCCAAGUGUCUUUACCAAUUCUGGUAAAGUCUCUCUGAACAAGAGAUACACGAGAGAUGAUUUCAACGAUAUUCUACGCAAUGAAAGUGGCUGGAGGCUGGCAUUUGCGAGAAGCGGGUUCGGAUCCAGUCACGGCAAAAUCAUACAGGCUAUAAACUACUUUUCUGACUUCCAAGAUAAAUUGGAGAGCAUGGUGGUAAAUUAUCUAUAA
This is a messenger RNA of Akanthomyces muscarius, 1011 nucleotides long. RefSeq lists its product as uncharacterized. Gene Ontology annotation, molecular function: transaldolase activity. Lineage: Eukaryota; Fungi; Ascomycota; Sordariomycetes; Hypocreales; Cordycipitaceae. Gene Ontology annotation, biological process: pentose-phosphate shunt, non-oxidative branch; carbohydrate metabolic process. Gene Ontology annotation, cellular component: intracellular anatomical structure. The record is from RefSeq and is a predicted model, not a curated record. The coding region runs from base 1 to 1011 and encodes 336 amino acids. The transcript has 6 exons.